CUUCGGAUAAUAAGUAUAUUUUAUAAGCAAUAUAGCAAAUAAUUGUCAUAUUUCCUAGCCCUCAAGCAUUCGGUUUUAUAAAAAAAAAUACUCUUAUUUUUUUUUAAAUUUAGGUUUGUUUUUAUCUAGGCGUAGUUUUGCUGAUUGUUUAGGCUUGUGUGAAAGACAAUGUUUCCAUUAUUUAUGAGCCACGUUCGCUGAAUUACAACAGAAUUUCUAAUCGUUUACGUAAACGUGGGAGUUUUUCGGUACUAGCCAGUACCGACGCAGACCGCAGCGAAGUCUUCGUCAACCGGUUCACCAAAAUGCGGUGGACUCUACUUAUUGCCUUGGUGUUUUUACUGGGCGUUUUACUAACAGAAGCAAAGCCUCUUUCUCCAGGAACAACGGAAUCAAGUGAUGAGGACGGAGACGAGUCAUCAACGAAGGAUAAGGCGGUAGACACAACAAAAGACGAAGAUUCGAAAUCGGGCGAUGAGUCCGAUUCUUCUGCGGACGACACCGAGGGCUCGGCGGAUCAAGGUGAGAAACCAGACGACAAGACAGCACAAAAGCGACAGUUUGGCUUUGGCUGGGGAGGACAUGGUCAUGGUUUCGGCGGAUGGGGACAUGGUUGGGGCUUGGGGCAUGGGGGGUACGGAUAUGGAGGAUGGGGUCAUGGUGAUUUAGGUGGGGUCUGGGGGGGAGCGGGAUGGCCAGGGGCGUGGUACAAAUCAAAGGUCCCAAGCAGCGAAAAUCCCCAAAAGAAACAGUGGGUAGCUAACGGUUAUCAUAGUGGUCUGGGUGUGGCUCAUGGGGCUGGCUAUAGUGACGGUCAUUACGCCGGACACGAGUAUGCAACCGGACACCACCCUUGGGGACCAGGUGCGGGAUGGCCCGGAUUUUGGUACAAGUCUUCUGUCCCUCGAGGCCCCAUUAGAGCCAAUAAAAGGCAAUUUAUCUCUGGGGGAGCACCCUGGGGGUUCGGUUACCCUGGUUACGCACAUUAUGGGCAUCCUGGGUUUGGGGCGUGGCCCGGAUGUGGUAUGGGGGUCCCAGUUGGCUGUGGUGGUUGCCAUGGAUACAGGUCUGACAUCACUGAAGCUGACGCAGGAAAGCGCAGUAAAAUCGAUGAGAAGAAAAUCGAGAAGAGAUGUGGUUGCUUUCCAGGCUGGGGUGGAUUAGGUGUCAUCGGGGGAUGGGGUCCAUACAGCCCAUUAGGCGUAGGAUGUGGAGGACUGUGGGGUCCUGGGUGGGGAUAUUUCGGCCCCUGGGGUUAUGGAGCCCAUUUAGGCUUUGGUUACGGAGGCAGUUGCGGAUGUGGAGGCGGUUGUGGAUGCGGAUGCGGUUGCGGUUGCGGUUGCGGCUGCAGGUCUGAUGUCCCAUCCGCUGAAAAAGAUAAUGACCCUUCCUCCUCAGCCAAAGUCGAAAAGCGCGCUGCUGCAGAAGACGUGAGCGAAGAUGACGAUGAAAAGAAGGACGAAGAUGAAGACGAAAAGAAAGACGAAGGCAAGGACGAGAAGAAACACGAAAAGGAUUGCAAUUGCAAACCAGAGUACGCAAAGGACGCCAAGGGCGAGAAAAAAUGCUGCGGAGGAUUCGGACUAGGCUUCGGAGGUUAUGGUGGAUACAAUAGUUACGGCUUUGGGUACCCAUACGGUGGACUGUAUAGUUAUGGCUACGGCCUCGGCUACCCUGGAUACGCUGGGUACGGUUACGGACUCGGCCUUCCCUAUUACGGAGGACUCGGAUAUUACGGUCUUGGGGCGGGAUGUUGUUGCCGCAAAUCCGAGGUUGCUCGUGGACCCACUAGAAAGAGGCGUGAUGCUGACAGCAAAGACAGCAAGCGAUGCUGUGGUGGAGGUGGCGGGGCUCCUCCAAUCACCGGAGGAUGUGGCGGCUGUGGCGGAUGUAGUAGCUGUUGCGGUUGCGGUUGUGAUGGCGGUUGCGGUUGCGGAUGCGGGUGCGGAUGCGGGUGCGGUGGUGGCUGUGGAUGCGGUGAUAUUGGCGGGUGGAAUCACGGCGGCUGUGGCGGCUGCGGACAUGGUGGUGAUUGGUUCGGCGGAUGGGGUGACUGUGGGUGUGGCUGUGGGCAUCACGGUGGAUGGGGUGAUGGCUGGGGACAUGGUGGAUGGGGUCAUGGUCUAGGAGGAUAUGGAGGUUACGGUCACGGAUGGGGUUACGGAUACGGCGGCCAUGGUGGCUGCUGUGGGGGAUGUGGCGGAGACGGCUGGUAUAAAUCAAAAAUCGCUAAGGAUGCCAAAAAGGCAGACAAAUCCGAAGAGAAACCAAAAGCUAAACGUGAUGCCCCUGAGACCAAAACCGAAAAAGUCGCUGAUGCACCAACAGCUGCAGACAAGAAAGAGAAAAGCGCUAAACGUUGCUGUGGCGGAUGCGGUUACGGAGGCUGGGGCGGAUAUGGCGGUUUGGGCGGAUACGGCGGCUUGGGCGGAUACGGAGGCUUCCUAGGUCACGCUGGCUUCGGAGGCUGGGGCUUCCCUGGCGGAUUUUUGGGGGGAUACGGUGGCUAUGCUCCUCUUGGGUGGGGCGGGUAUGGAUACGACGCAUGGGGCCACCCUGGCGGCUGGGGCUGGGGCGGCGGCUGUGGCUGCUGCAAGUCUAAGGUCGCCAAGGGCGAUAAAGAUAAAAAGGGAUCGAAGCGUUGCGGUUGCGGCUGCGGCGGUGGGUGCGGUUGCGGAUGCGGGGACGGAUACGGUUAUGGCGGUUAUGGCGGAUAUGGCGGAUGUGGAUACGGAGGAUAUGGCGGAUACGGAUUCCCCGGCGGCUGGGGUCAUGGAUUAGGAUGGGGUGGUCCCGGUUUCGGAUGGGGAGGUCCAGGAUUCGGAGGUUGGGGACAUGGCUGGGGGUACCCCGGAUUCGGUGGAUUCUACAAGUCAAAGAUCCCACAGAAGGCGGCCGAUGUAAAGGCUAGCACUCGUGGGGACAUCCCUGAGGCCGCAGAGAAGAAGCAGACCAUCCACUUAGGGUACGGCUACGCAAGUGGGGAUAACUACAGACUUGGGUACGGACUCGGUGGAAUGGGAGGACUGCAAGGUUACCAUGGAAGCCUUGAUGCGCACGAGCCAAUGUCCGGACCAGCCUCGUUCCGAAGUGCCAUUCCUAAGGGCUCGGACGACAAGACGGAGACUGGGGCCAAGCGAUGGGGAGGCUGGGGAGGCCACGGUGGGUGGGGCGGACAUGGUGGGUUCGGCGGACACGGCUGGGGAGGACAUGGUGAUGGCCAUGGUUACGCGGCACCCUACGGACACCCUAUCACGCACCCUGGAUUCACUACAAUCGGUUUCCCUGGACACGCCGUAGCAACCGCUGACGUUAAAACGAAAAUUGCCACAAAAGGCAAACAGAAGCGACAGAUAAUCUCCUCGCCAUUCGCGGGUGCCGAAGGCUUUCCAGCCUACCCUGCGAUUCCUGCUGCACCGCUAGGAUUUGGGGCCGUUCACCCUCCGUUCCUCGGGGCGCCCUUUGAGCACGCGCCCAUGUACGCCGCGCCAUUAGUACACGCUCCUGUGCUUGCACCAGCGUUUGCACAUGCGCCUAUGGCGUACCCCGCUGCCUAUCCUGCCGCAGUACCGGCGGCUUUGCCUGCCAUUCCAGGAGUCCACGCCUUCGGAGGAUACGGCCUCGCAAGACCAGCGCUUCCCCAGUUUCAAGCGUUUGCUCCUGCUUUCGGCAAAAAGAGAUCUUCAAUUCCCAAGGAAAAGAACUAAACCUGCUCGUUAGGAGGCGGAGAAGGUAUAUCAAAGAAUAACACGCUGGUUCCGGGAACGUAACAUAUCAUAUCAGAGCUUACUUUGCCAUUGGUGACGUCAUCGGCGACGUCAUGAAAUAAAACGAUCUCAAAAUAUAUGUACUUAUUUAGAUGCUGACAUUUAGACCUCAUUUUUAUUAUCACCAGUUUACUUCCGGUCUAUUACGUAACAAUCUCCAAUGACUUUUAACGGAAAACGCGAAAAAAAAUAUUUAACCUUAUUCAGACUUGGCUAUUUUGAGCUGUCUGUGACUGGGGGGGGGGUGGCUAAAAGGCCCCCCCCCUCCGUAUUUCAUGAACCGCUUAGGCUAUGACCAUUAAACUUACAGACAAUGAUCACCAACAUGCAAAGAAUAGUCACGUCCUAUUUUGGGUGUGGUCGAACAAUUAUGACCUCACAAUGACGUCAUAAAAUCGAUGUCUAGAUAUUCUUUCAAAUAUUACCUAAAUUAUCAGAUAUCGAGAUCGUUUUAUAUCACUUAUAUACGUCAAAAUCAAAGUUUUAACGGCUUUACAAUGCAAAAAUGCCAUAAAAACCUUUUUCAUCAAUUUUUUGGAGGAAUUUCCGCCAUCUUGGAUUCUUAUGAUUUUUGGAAAAGAAAAAAAAUCUGUAAUUAUUACAAAAAAAGUAUUUGCAUGAAUGUAUUACUACUCAUAGUAAUGAUAAAUGCAUAAUAUUA
Messenger RNA from Nematostella vectensis (starlet sea anemone), 4428 nucleotides. Its product is annotated as elastin. NCBI's taxonomy places the organism in Eukaryota, Metazoa, Cnidaria, Anthozoa, Actiniaria, Edwardsiidae. The coding region runs from base 306 to 3707 and encodes 1133 amino acids. The record is from RefSeq and is a predicted model, not a curated record. The transcript is spliced from 6 exons.